Myotis brandtii (Brandt's bat) is the source of this 781-nucleotide messenger RNA. RefSeq names its product parathymosin (gene PTMS). NCBI's taxonomy places the organism in Eukaryota, Metazoa, Chordata, Mammalia, Chiroptera, Vespertilionidae. The annotation marks the transcript as partial. The record is from RefSeq and is a predicted model, not a curated record. Gene Ontology annotation, molecular function: histone binding. Gene Ontology annotation, cellular component: nucleus. The transcript has 4 exons. Gene Ontology annotation, biological process: positive regulation of transcription by RNA polymerase II; negative regulation of apoptotic process.
CCUCUUUCUCUCUUGCAGGACCUGAAGGAGAAGAAGGAGAAGGUGGAGGAGAAGGCGAGCCGGAAAGAGCGGAAGAAAGAAGUGGUGGAGGAGGAGGAGAAUGGAGCUGAGGAGGAAGAAGAAGAAACCGCUGAGGACGGAGAGGAGGAGGAUGAAGGAGAAGAAGAAGAUGAGGAAGAAGAAGAUGAUGACGACGAGGGGCCGGCGCUGAAGAGAGCUGCUGAAGAGGAGGAUGAAGCUGAUCCCAAGCGGCAGAAGACAGAAAAUGGGGCAUCGGCAUGAGCCCCCUGCCAAUGGGCUGGGGAAGGAGGCCCCUCAAGGCCUGGAGAUGGGGGCAGGAACAGUUCAGUGCAGCCACCUUCACCUGAUUCCUUGCUCUGGGCCCUGUAUCAGAGCUGCCACCCUCUUUCUCCCCAGCCUUCUCAUGUCCACCUCUCCAGACACUGCCCUUCCAUCCUCACUCUGCCAUUGUUCCACCUCCUGACCUGUUCCAUCUGAGCUCCCCAGCUGGUCCCCAAUUGCUCCCUUUCCCUCUUCUUUCUCUCUUCCUCCCUCACUCCCACCCCUCCUCCUAUAGCUUCUCCUUUGGAACCUCUGCAUCCUAGCCUUCUGUCCUGCCCAUCCCUACCCUGCCUGAUCCCUGGGUCUCCUUCAGAUCCCCUUCUCUCAGACAGCGCCAGGCCGGGGUGGGGCCAGGGUUGGGACCAAGACCCACAGCUGCCCCCCUCUCCUCCCCUUUUUGUAUAAUUUAAUAAAGAAAUGGUCGCGCUUCUGUUUUUAA